This is a messenger RNA of Thamnophis sirtalis, 531 nucleotides long. The record is from RefSeq and is a predicted model, not a curated record. Lineage: Eukaryota; Metazoa; Chordata; Lepidosauria; Squamata; Natricidae.
GAGCAGAGAAGGAGAGACGCGCCCAGCCCGAGACCCGAGACCCUCGCCCGCCUCGCCUCAGCAGCCAUGAGGGUCCCCGCCGCGACCCUCCUCUUCCUCCUGGCGCUCCCGCCGCUGCCCUGCGCUUGGGCCGCCGCCCUGCAGGGGAAGGGCCCCGUAGUCGUCAACUUCCCCGGGGACGCGGUCAGCCGCCUGACGGAGCGGCAGUUGGCCACCCUCUACCUCCAGCGUUACGGGUACCUGACGGGGAUCCCCCCCGGGGGGCAGGUGAAGCUGGAGACCCCCCUCAGGGCCAUGCAGAAGCAGCUGGGCUUGCCGGAAACAGGGGAGCUGGACGCCUCCACCAUGGCGGCCGUGCGGGCGCCCCGCUGCGGAGUCCCGGACGUGGGUCGCUUCCAGACCUUCCCGGGCGACCUCAAGUGGGACCACACGGACCUCACCUACCGGGUGGUCAACUAUUCCCCUGACCUGGACGGCUCCAUCAUCGAGGACGCCUUCACCAGANAUUUAGAACAUGUUAUAAAGAUGUAA